GAUCAGUGGUGUGACAAAGCGAGCGUUCCACCUCAACGUUAAGUGCUGUAAUUACUAGAGCUGUAAACAAGAAGAAUGAUGAAGUCUGUGACAUGUACAGCGCCCGUGAAUAUUGCUGUCAUAAAAUACUGGGGCAAACGGGAUGAAAAGCUGAUUCUUCCAAUUAACUCCUCAAUCAGUGCAACACUUGGCCAAAAUGAGCUGAGGGCUAAAACUACAGCAGCUAUCAGUAAGGACUUCACUGAAGAUAAGAUGUGGCUGAAUGGGGAAGAACAACCCAUGACAAGUUCUAGAAUCCAGAAUGUGUUGAAAGAAAUUAAAAGACGAGCCCAAAAGCGGAAGUCUCAAGAGAUGGCAGACGACAGCAUCCACUGGCACCUUCACGUCUGCUCCGAGAACAAUUUCCCUACUGCAGCAGGUUUGGCAUCAUCAGCUGCAGGAUAUGCAUGUUUUGUACAUACUCUGGCACAGCUGUACGGAAUCACAGGUGAAAUAUCCGAUAUAGCCAGACUUGGUUCUGGCAGUGCUUGUCGCAGCGUCUACGGAGGAUUUGUUCUCUGGGACAUGGGAACCGAACAGAAUGGAUCGGACUCUAUAGCCAAGCAGAUUGCUCCAGAAUCUCACUGGCCAGAGCUCAGAAUUCUCAUCUUGGUGGUGAGUGAUCAAAGGAAGUAUGUGGGAAGUUCCGAAGGCAUGCAGACGAGUGUUCAAACCUGCGAACUACUCAAGAAGAGAACCGAAAUUGUCUCUUCCAGAAUAGAUCAAAUGACCGAAGCGAUUCUUAAAAAAGAUUUUGAAACAUUUGCAGAACUAACAAUGAAGGAGAGCAAUCAGCUUCAUGCUGUAUGCCUGGACACAUUUCCUCCGAUCAGCUACAUGCGCGAUGUGUCGCACCACAUCGUCAGACUGGUACACAACUACAACAAGAUCGUCGGACACACCAAGGUUGCCUACACAUUUGAUGCUGGACCCAAUGCCUGUUUGUACCUCCUAGAAGAAGAUGUUCCUGCAGUUAUGUCCCUUGUUAACCAUUUUUACCCUCCUGUACAGAAUGGUACAGAGCUGACUGUCAAAGGGCUUUCAAUAGAGAAAAUUCCUCAUCAACAGAACAUUGUUGAUGCUAUUCAGCUCCCAACGCAACCUGGUGCUGUCAAGUAUUGUAUUCAUACCAAGGUGGGACCUGGACCUCAAGUUAUUAAAUCACCUGCCGAAAGUUUGCUGGACUCUACAGGACAACCAAAGACUGUUUCAACGUAACAGAAAACAACAACAACAAAAAUACCUCUUUCAAAAUACCACAUUUUUAAACUUUAAUUUUUAAACAUUUCUUAGUUGAGUAUUGGGCUACUAAAAUUAAAGUAACCACCUUCAAAGCUGACCUCAAAAUGUAGAACAAAAUAAAUUCAUAUAUAUAUUCUUAGUGUGGUAUAUAUAGGUACCAUAAUAGUUAUUUAUUUAUAAUUUCUGCAUGUAGUCUUAUACUUCAGAGUUGGGAAUAGUGGUGGUGGGUAGGGGUAGACCGGCAUCAACAUAUGCAUAGUGCCUUAUAAUCCAUGUACUGGUUAAUGUACAUCACAAGCCUGGUAAUCUAUAGCUUAUGCCCUAUAGGUUAUAGGUUACGACAUAUUUUUGAAGUUCACAAUUCACAAUAUUAUUCCUAAUAUGCUGAUAUUUUAUUCAUUCAUAUAACUGUUCUCGUUGUAUUGAUACUUGUGUGUGUGUGUAAUUUAUAUUUAAACAGAACACAAUUGAUCAAAAUUUAUGUUGUGGUGUUUUCGUUACACAAUUUUGUGUGUAACAAAGUACCGUUCUUGAAUUUCUUGACAUAUGGUAAAAUCUUGGUAACCUAAAUGAUUGUUGUUGACUUAUUUCAGUGCCCAGGUCUGUCUGUCCAUCCGUCCGUCUGUCCCACAUAUAGUUGUUGGAUGUUUUUUUCACACUACCUUGAGAUACUGAGCUGAAAUUUUGUGUAUAGCUUAAUCAUGUAGUUACAGAGUUAUGGCCCUUGAAUUUAGGAGAUACAAAAAUUAGUUGGGCCCCAAUAGGGGACAUGUAUUGUUUUACAGUACACUCAGAACACCUGUUAAAAUGGCAGGGCCGUAGCUAGGAUUUUUUGUUGGGGGGGGGGGGGGGGGGGGUGGGAGACAACUGAGUAGUUAAUAGUCUACAACUCCUUUUCUUUAAGUUUCUAUAAUGCUUUCCAAAUUUUUUUCUUGGAGGGGGGGCAAUUGCCCCCUUGCCCCCAUGCUAGCUACGGCCCUGAAUGGGGGCUGCCAUCUAGGGUCCAAUGGCUCAAUUAGCAGUAAAACUAUGCAGUAUCUACAUUCCAACUGAUUGGAAGACGUUGUCUCCCUAAUUAAUACAUCGACUGAAUAACUUGGACAUGAUUUAUUUGAUUGAAAGCAUAUUUUAUUAGCCAUAUGGUUAAAAAUAUCUUUGUACAUAUCAAAGUGAUACGUCCCACUAGAAUGCCAAGUGGGAUGUCAAACUUCGACAUCACACGAUGAUGUCAUCGAUUGGUGCACUACGACCGUACAGGAACGCCAACCAAACGAGUUGAGUGAUAUAAAUUAAGAUCAAUUAUGGGUAAUAAAAAAGAUAUUAAACUUGCUACCAUUUCGAAUCAUGUUUAUGUCCCUUGUGAAAUAAUUUUCAUUGUCACUCGCUAAAGCUUGUGACAAUUGUAAAUUAUUUCACUCGGGACAUAAACAUGAUAUGAAAUGGAAGGUUGUUUAAUAUCCUAUAAUUAUUUUAUAAACAACAAAAGGAUUGGGCACAAAUUUGCCAAUAACAUGGAUGUAAUUUAUUCUAGUCAAAUAAACUACCGGUAUAUGUUGAUUGACAUGUUUUUGGUUUCUUUUUUAUUUUGAAAACAACCAGUUUUAUAUCCAUAAUUCAUAAAUAGUUCCUCUUUAUGUUUCUCUUUUAUUAGUUAAUUUUUGUUUGUUUUGAAUAGUACUUUUAGAAUGUUUCUUAGAAAGUUUGUAAAACCUCUGGUUCUAUUCUGUAUUUCCUUUUUUUUCAGAAUAUUAAAAAUUUGUAUUUUGUUCAUUCAUGUGUAAAAAUAAUUUUCAA
Molecule: messenger RNA, 3075 nt
Organism: Gigantopelta aegis
Lineage: Eukaryota; Metazoa; Mollusca; Gastropoda; Neomphalida; Peltospiridae
Product: diphosphomevalonate decarboxylase-like
Exons: 12
Coding region: 76-1257 (393 amino acids)
Biological process (GO): isopentenyl diphosphate biosynthetic process, mevalonate pathway; isoprenoid biosynthetic process
Cellular component (GO): cytosol
Molecular function (GO): diphosphomevalonate decarboxylase activity; ATP binding
Source: RefSeq, a predicted model, not a curated record